Pocillopora meandrina is the source of this 5327-nucleotide messenger RNA. The record is from the annotation of a GenBank genome assembly. Lineage: Eukaryota; Metazoa; Cnidaria; Anthozoa; Scleractinia; Pocilloporidae.
CGCGCUAGGAAUCAAAGUGAAUUUUAUUCAACAAGAGAGUAAUGCAGACUGUGAUGGCCUCGAGAAAUGCAGUCGAGAAUUUUUUGGAGAAAAUUGGCCUUGAAAGAUACGGGACAAGAUUUUUAACUCAAGGUUAUGAUAGGAUCAUUGACUUAUGUAUACUCGAUGAAGAAGACUUGGAUUCUCUGAGUAUACGAGAACGAGACGAUAGGUUCAAGAUCUUAGACGCCGGUAAGUACAUUUCUCCAUAUUUUUUGUUUACCUUACGUGAUGUUAGAGCACCGUGAGAUCGGAUUCGUGCCACUCGUCCUAUUUAGUUUCCGAUUUAUUCCUUUUUUGAGACGGAUGAGAAUCUAUCUUAGAAGAUAAACUAUCUAUUGUUUCAAGUCACCAAUUUCACAAUUGUUUCCGUUUUAAUGACAAACUUUUUUCUCUAUUAUCUUUUAACUCACAAUGCAUAUAUAUUUUCCAAUCUCCAGCUUCUCUCAUAGAUGUCGCAGACUGGCUACAACAUCUUGAUUUAGAUCAUGAAAGUUGUUACAUGGAGAGGUUGAGAGCUGAGGGAAUCGUCACCAUAAGGGAUGUAAAAUCCAGAGAAUGGAGUGACGAGCUCUUAGACUCAUUGGAGAUCAUGAUCCCAGGGCACAGAAAAAGGGUUAAAAGUGCAGGUAGGAACUUUGAACUAGCUCACUCUUGAACAGAUUUAUAUCACUAAAAUGAAGAUCGAAAUUAUAUUUGUUUACUUAUAGUGGAUUGGAGGUGAAACGUUAGCAAUGCCUGAUCACUUUCGAUCUGAAUAUAAUCCUGUUUUUAGUUCAUUGACGCAGACGACCUUCCUCGUCGAGAAAAUAACUAAUUAGCUGGCACUUAAAGAGCGAGCUACAUUUUUCUUACUUUUUUCUAUGGACGAUUUGUUUAUUAUUCGGCAGGAACGUUUCCACCUAUAGAAGCAGUUUCAUUUGAAGGGAUAUUACCCCGCUAAACGCUUGAUCGGUAACGUUUUUACUUUUCCACAAAAUGGCUUGAAGGGGGACUCCCCUUAAAGAGCCCUUUCGUUUUUUUUUUGUUUUUUUUUACGAGCAUUAACUGCAUUCGUCGUUGGAAAACGUCGAGGUUGCAGAUAAAUUUCAAAAGAGAUCAUUUCAACGCAAGAAAUCGCGAGGUGCUCCUAUAUCCUAUAUCAAACCUAUCGUUGUUGCAGCAGUUCCAAGAGUGGUAUGUUAAGAUAUUCCAAUAAAAAAGAUCGUGCUGCAUUGCCAAAUUAUAUUUCGAACGUCGGGUUAAACAUCUGAAAUAAUACCUUCAUGGAUUGAAAAGAGAUAACGUUUUAAAAGUCCAACUGCAAAAGAUUUAUUGAUUUGUGAUUUCAUACGGGACUGAAGAGUGUCUCUUUGGCGCCGCCGUCGUUGGAUCAAUCCUGAAGAGCGCGGUUUUUUUUUCUCUGAAAACUUUGUAUUUUUUGGAUCAACCGGGGUUCUAAUUAGAAUUUAAUAAGUGAAGGAACCGUGUUUCGUUUGUAAGGGGCAAUUAAACAGCACAGUAACUUAUAAAAAUGAACAGCUCGGUCGCGAACAAAUACCGCUGUGGAACCGUUAAUUUUUGUGAUCAGAGUUUAGUACCUCCAAACUGAAAAUCAGCCAACGGUUUUCUUAUCAUCUGUUUUGCAGUACUGCUGCUAAUCCUGGUUUUUUCUCUUCGUCUCACUAAAUACGGAUAAGCAUAAAGUUUGUUAGUCUAAGGGCUGUGUUACGUUCAAAAUCUGUGCGCGCAAAUUUUCAGUUGAGGAAAGGGAUCAUGAAGGCACAUUAUUUUUCUAGAUGCCAGAUUUGAUGUUUCGUUUUGGGCAUUAUUAGAUGGCUUGCUAUGGCAAAGCUCUAAGCCGUUUUCUUUCAAUUUCUUUUAUAUCUUCAUUCUACGAAAAGUUUAUUUAAUAAACUUAAAUGAAGUCUAUCUUGAAAGGGGAUGUAGGAGUGUAUUGAACUCGAGACGAUUCGCCCUCUCACAGACCUCUCUUAUAAUGGUUUAGAAAAGCCAGUGCUAUGUUUGUUGGAAUCUUUCAUCAGAAUGCUAGGGGCAUUUCCGCAAUAUGCCACACAGUCUUUCGGUUUUAUCGAUUCAUAGUGCCCCAAAAGUCUUCAGCGCGUCAAAGAAUAAACUUGUAAUUUUCGAUAGUACUCUACAGACUUAAAAAUAUGACUCUAAGCUGACGUGUAUUUUGUAACUAAUCCGUUCCACCGUUUAAAUUCUAUGUCUGUAAAAUCAGUCACCGGUGAUCCAAAAUAUUUUCCUUUUUUUCUAAGAACUUUAUAUUCCCGUAAUAUCGGUGUUAUGUGGAAAAGUGGGAUAUUUUUGCGUUACCAAAUUUUCUUUACCAAAACUUCUAGUCAUCUAUGUUAGCUGGCAUUGUGCAAUUGCAUUUCCAAGUGUGGGCAACUUUUAUUUUAGUUCUCGUCAAGACCAUACAGUUUACAGUCGGCAAACUGUAAACUAUAGAAAAAUCAUAGUGAACUCAAUAAAGGGAAUACAAUCAAUUAAAUAAUAUUAGCUCUAUAACAUGUAUUAGUUUUACCUACCAAUGAGAUGUAAUUUUAGUUUUGUGAGCUCCUCCUUCCUGUUGGUCAAAAAUUAAAAGAACUUGGUCAUGAUUAUCUGAGCUGAUUUCAAAGUUUUUGGAUUAUUAAGGGGAGUCAUUGGGACUUGUCAUUGAUUGACACGAUAGUUUGAAGGAGCAGGGAAAAGCCAAAAGGCCAAGUAUUAACCAAAGGAAUGGCUUAAGAUAGAGGAGAUUAAGACAGAAUACAAUGGAAAGCAUAUGAGGUAAAAUUUUCAUUAUGAACAAGAUGCCUACGAUCUCGUUUUUUCUUUUUACCUCUUAUCCACCAGCAACCUUCCUCAAGUGGCAUUCAGCAAAGGAACCUGAUACUAGAGUGGUUGUCCUGGGUUACUGGGGACAGCCAUCAGGCCUUAAAGACAAUCCACACCCUUUUCUGUGUGUGCAAGGACACCUUAAAUCUGACACUGGAGAAGGUAUGUAUGCAGGUGUAUUAGUGAUGAUGCAAUACAUAGACCUAUUUGUGUAGUUAUUGGAGUUUCUUUUCUUUGCUUCAAACUGCUUAGCCUAGCUUCAAAUUUUCCAAACUACAUGAGCUGCAAUCUAAUUAGUUAAACUGCUAAGCAUGUUCAGUAAUUACUUAUUUACUUUUGAUUGACUUGGGUUGUAAGUCAAUGAGUCUGUUCUCAGGUUGUUAGCCGUUAAGAAGUGGCCAUUAAGUAUUGAGUUGGUCAGUCCUUCAAUUUGCUGGCUAAUUAGUUAGCUGGUGUUGUGGUCUUUCAGCUAUAGUCAACCUGUCGAUAAGUCACAGAGUCACUCAAAAGUCAAUUAAGAAAUCAACAAUUUUUUCAAAUAGUAUUUUCAUACGUCAGUUAAUUAGCUUGCCCGUCUUUCAGUUAGCAAACUAGUCUGUAAGUCACUCAUUACUCAUGCAAUGGCAGUAAGUUAGACACAUAGUAACUUGGUCAGUUGGCUAGUUGGUUAGUCAGUCAACACACUGAUCUCUCAGCCAGUCAGACUGCCGUAUGUCUAUUUCGUAGACCAUGUAUCAGCUUAUCAGUCAGAUAGAUGCUCAUUCUAUUGGAAAAUGGCCAAAUUUUAACUGAAGGCUUUCUCAGUGUGCAGUCUGCUCGAUCUUAAAUUUAGGUAAUUUAAUUCACAACAUUGAUAGAAAGAAGAGUAUUUUGUAUGAUCUGUCUACUCUAUAGCGCACAUUUACACAGCUUUUUUCCUGCCAAAUCUGGCAAAUAAGACAUUUCUGCAAUUCUUACGUCUACUGAUGAAAUACAAAUAUGUGUCUCCCUAACAUUUUUGCUGUGUCCUUUACCUCAAGAUGCCCGCUCAUCAGAGCUGAUCGAGUUCAUUGUGGAUUCAGGUAGUGAUGUUGUCACUGCCACCGAGAGCCUCAUUCAGAGUUUACAGUUAGAAUACCUCAGGAACGUCGACAGUAGGGGACCCUACUCGACAGCAAACAAACCUCUUUACAGAGGGAUACUUAAGCUUGGGACAGAAGAGUUUGAAGUCGAGGUAGGCGACGAACCUGACAAGAAAGUGUUGUCUUUUUUUCAGUGUAUCAACUUUGAGCCAAUACUGGGUCGAGCGGUGCUAUUUCCUCACUAACGUAGGUCAUGGUAUAUUUAAGUUGACCGAUCUCAGACAACUGAACCUUCCACACUGAACCAAAUUGGCUUUAUAGUGCUUUAUAAGAAAAUCAUUCAGCCUACGAUGUUCUGGGCCAGGCUGUCUAUGAUUCAUCCAAAAUCCCUUUAUUUUCCUCUAUGACACUGUGGAAAUUGGUUCCAAUCGGCCUCAUCUGAGCGCUUUCUUAGCGCAAAAAUUGCCGAGUUUCGUAAGUUUCCGACUUGGCGUAUGUUCUCCUGUCCUUUUAUCUCGAUCAUUGACAGAAAUGCUUCAAACGAAUCGUUACACUCAGACUUAGGAACAAGGAAACGCUCUUAGUCUUAGUUCGCAUUUCGAACAUCUAUAAAACGGAAGAAUUUCCCUUUUCAAUCCUCUCUUAUUCUUUAUUUUUUUCUUAAUUUACAUCGUUUUGUAGGAAACAUUUAACGCGGUUAUACUUAUCAGAGGAGUACAUAUUGUUAAGUUGUAAAUUCUCAUUUUCUUAUUUUGUUGCUGUAUUUCAUGGCGAUAAGGUUAUACCAGAACAAGUUACGAGUGUUGGGCAUGUUGUUAUGCGGAAAUUUAAGCACCUCAUCGAUGGCAAGGUUCAUUACUGGCUCAAGGACGACAAACUGGACGAGACCCAACCACCCCACGAGGAGCCUGAAUAAAUUUUUGAAUUUUUAAAAAAUCAGUGAACCAAUUCCAUCAUGGGAAUUACGAAUCAAAUGUAUAUGGAUAUUUUUCAGAAGAAUGCAGAUUAAUUUUUAUUUCCAAAUGUAUUUCACACAUUCAAAUAAUGGCAAUUUGUUUGUUAGGUUGUUUGUUUGUUUGUUUGUUUUUAAACCCUUUCCCUUGGAUCUCGUCAGUAAUUCUUUUUACUGUCUGCCAUAUAAUUCCAAUCAUGUUAGUUUGGAGAAUUUGGUAUGGGAUCAAUUAAUGAUCCCCUAAUCGAUAUGUUUCUUUAUUCUCAACACUGGUCUGCUUGAUACUGUUUUGAUAACACGAGGAGAAAUUCUGUCUUGGUCACUUAUGGGAGUUAAAGGGUUAAGGAUACACAUAGAUCUUCCAGGUUUUUGGAGAUCGGUAACAUAAAAUGGAAGAAAAUAAAGAAGAAACUUCAUUGAAUCAGCUGAUAGUCGCAUGUAUGUCAGCC